AUGGUUCGUUACGUGCCCCGUUUUGCUGACGGUCAGAAGGUGAAGUUGGCCUGGCCCUUGGCUGUUUUUCGAUUAAAUCAUAUAUUCUGGCCUCUGGAUCCUAGUACUGGAAAGUGGGCCAGAUAUCUGGACAAAGUUAUGGCGGUUAUGGGAUGUUUGAUUUUUAUGCAGCACAAUGAUGCGGAAUCAAGAUAUUUGCGCUAUGAGGCUGCUAAUCGAAAUCUGGAUGCCUUUCUUACUGGCAUGCCAACCUAUUUGAUCCUUGUGGAAGCUCAAUUCCGGAGUCUUCACAUUCUACUGCACAUCGAGAAACUUCAGAAGUUUCUUCAGAAAUUUUACGCCAACAUAUACAUAGAUCCGCGAAAAGAACCGGAAAUGUUUAAAAAAGUUGAUGGUCAAAUGCUACUAAAUAGAUGUGUUUCCGCAAUGUAUGGAGCAGUUAUCUCCGGCUAUCUAAUCGCCCCCGUAUUUUCGAUUAUUAACCAAAGUAAGGACUUUUUAUACUCUAUGGUCUUUCCAUUUGACUCGGACCCCUUGUAUUUAUUUGUACCUCUGCUCUUGAGUAACGUAUGGGUUGGCAUAAUCAUUGAUUCCAUGAUGUUUGGGGAGACUAGUUUGUUGUGUGAAUUAAUUGUCCAUUUAAAUGGUAACUAUCUGUUGCUUAAACGGGACUUGGAGUUGGCAAUUGAAAAAAUUGUGGCUGCUAGGGAUCGUCCCUAUAUGGCUAGCCAAUUAAAGCAACUAAUUAUUAAAACUCUUCGAAAAAAUGUGGCUCUUAAUCAGUUUGGUCAGAAAAUGGAGGCUCAGUAUACUGUACGUGUUUUCAUUAUGUUCGCCUUUGCUGCCGGUCUUUUAUGCGCUCUUUCAUUUAAGGCUUAUACGAAUCCCAUGGCAAAUUAUAUUUAUGCUAUUUGGUUCGGAGCCAAAACCGUGGAGAUACUUUCCCUCGGACAGCUUGGUUCUAAUUUGGCAUUUACAACGGAUUCUCUUAGCUCGAUGUACUACCUAACCCACUGGGAGCAAAUUCUACAGUACUCAACGGAUCCCCAGGAAAACCUGCGAUUACUGAAGCUCGUUAAUUUGGCCAUUGAAAUGAACAGCAAACCCUUUUAUGUGACUGGGCUGAACUAUUUUCGCGUUAGUCUGCAGGCUGGUUUAAAAAUUCUGCAGGCGUCCUUCUCAUAUUUCACAUUUCUCACCUCGAUGCAGCGUCGACAAAUGAGCAAUUAA
Molecule: messenger RNA, 1230 nt
Organism: Drosophila eugracilis
Lineage: Eukaryota; Metazoa; Arthropoda; Insecta; Diptera; Drosophilidae
Gene: Or35a
Product: odorant receptor 35a
Exons: 4
Coding region: 1-1230 (409 amino acids)
Biological process (GO): sensory perception of smell; detection of chemical stimulus involved in sensory perception of smell
Cellular component (GO): plasma membrane
Molecular function (GO): olfactory receptor activity; odorant binding
Source: RefSeq, a predicted model, not a curated record